UCGUUUGGAUUCUAAGUUACAGGCAGUCAAUCAUCCUCAGGCGACGGUGAUGGGUCGACAAACCCAUCUUCUGGUAGUAUCACCAUUCUCAAAGCUGAGAACCACCGAUCCCCCGCGAUACUGCUCGCCUAAUGUGCGAAAUAAAAUCCAUGUUGGUGGUCAUUUGUGUAAACCAUCGCAAACCAGGAUGGCCACAGACACCAUAGCUACUAGGUUAUAGUAAGGUAACUGGUUCCCCACGAGUGCUACACUUUUUCGCUGCAGUUCUCAUCCAGAAUGUCGCGUCCUCACUCAUUGUCUUCCCUUGGUUGUUAAAAAGGCUCCAUUUGAUGGAAUAUGAGUUACCAUCGCUUUCCCGCGACACCGUGUUAUCUUGACCCCCUCCUCGACGAACUAUACGAUGUCGAACAGAGCUAGGCUCGAGGCCCUUCUGGCACUUAUCAACUCGUCUGCUGGACAGGCUAUGGCCCUGUAUGAGCAAGUAAAUGGCACAGUGCCAUCUAUUGAUUCCACGGAGUUGCACCCGCUGGACGAGGCACUUGACCAAGUGGAACUGAAGGCUGCGAUCUGCACACUUGAAGGCGCAUGCGCCCAGCUGUGCACGACCUUGGCUCCUCCCGGACACACAGCAAUUAACCUCGUUCAAGUUUAUGACUACUCAUGUGUUUGCCUCGCCGUUCGGGAAAACAUCACAAAUAUCCUCAUGGACUAUCCCAAAGGCUUACACGUCAAUGAACUCUCCAAGAAAAUCAAUGUCGAGCCCAAAAAGCUGUCCCGCAUAAUGAGACUGCUCGCAACAAGAGGCUGCUACUCCGAAGUCGCCAAGGACGUGUUCACGAACACACGGUUGUCCCUUGUCCUGCACAGCGAAAAUCCCGUUCGCCAUAUGGCUAACCUGCAUACUGAGUCGGCGUCAAAGGGAGGUAACAAAGAGGAUUCCACACGAGAGAGCUACCACCGUUCAAUCCAAGGGCUUUCCAUUAUCAUGGGUUCUUCCGCCGUUCUUACCCAGUUCCCCUUCGGCAAAUACUCCACUGUUGUGGAUGUCGGCGGAGGCAUUGAUGCUUUCUCACUUCCUCUUGCCAAGAUACACAAACACGUGAAAAUCACGGUCCACGAUCUUCCCGAAGUUCUGACCCAGGCCAGGAGUGCCUGGGCAAGAGACUGCCCCGAAGCUCUCCAGGAAAAUCGGGUGGAGUUUUCGGAAUUAUACUUCUUUACGCAAGUGCCGGUACCAGGCCAGGAUAUCUACUAUCUUCGUAACAUUAUUCACGACUGGCCAGAUGAAGAAUCUCUGGUAAUCCUCCAAAACGUCCGGAAAAGCGAUGGGCAUCAACAGCCGUCCCCCCCCCCAUAUGAUUACGUGGUCCGUCAGCUGAAUCGCGAACAAGCAGCACCUGAGGCUUCUAAAUUUGGAGAUACAAUGGCUCCUGAACCUAUGCUGCCAAACUUCGGAGUUGGCAACAUGCGGACCUACCAACAAGAUGUGACAAUGUUCAUCAUGCACAAUGUGAGGGAGCGCAUGCUACCGGAGUUUCUGGAGCUUUCGUGGGUUCCUCAUCUGAUUGACAAUUACAAUUCGAACGCGGCUGGGUUGAAAUUGGAGAAAAUUUGGGAUCUGUCAGAAGCACGCGUUCUGGAGUCUGCCGCCGCUUGA
This is a messenger RNA of Pisolithus orientalis, 1657 nucleotides long. Its product is annotated as O-methyltransferase-domain-containing protein. The record is from RefSeq and is a predicted model, not a curated record. Gene Ontology annotation, molecular function: O-methyltransferase activity. Bases 401 to 1657 code for a protein of 418 amino acids. NCBI's taxonomy places the organism in Eukaryota, Fungi, Basidiomycota, Agaricomycetes, Boletales, Pisolithaceae. The transcript is spliced from 11 exons.